GCAGUGUGCGGCAGACGGCGGUGACGCUGCACGAGGCGGUUUGGGGCCAGUUUGGGGACACCCUGCGCCUGGCCGUGCCCUCCCUCAUCUACACCCUGCAGAACAACCUGCAGUACGUGGCCAUCUCCAACCUGCCCGCGGCCACCUUCCAGGUGACGUACCAGCUGAAGAUCCUGACCACGGCCCUGUUCUCUGUCCUGCUCCUGGGCACGUCGCUGUCCCGGCUGCAGUGGCUGUCCCUGUCCCUGUCCCUGUGUCCCUGUCCCUGUGUCACUGUCCCUAACUGUGUCUCUCUGUCUGUUAUCCCCAGGUUGUACCAGCUGAAGAUCCUGACCACAGCCCUGUUCUCGGUGCUGCUCCUGGGCACGUCGCUGUCCCGGCUGCAGUGGCUGUCCCUGUGUCCCUGUGUGACGUACCAGCUGAAGAUCCUGACCACGGCCCUGUUCUCUGUCCUGCUCCUGGGCACGUCGCUGUCCCGGCUGCAGUGGCUGUCCCUGUCCCU
This is a messenger RNA of Manacus vitellinus (golden-collared manakin), 502 nucleotides long. Its product is annotated as UDP-N-acetylglucosamine transporter-like. Gene Ontology annotation, cellular component: Golgi membrane. Gene Ontology annotation, molecular function: UDP-galactose transmembrane transporter activity. The annotation marks the transcript as partial. The transcript has 4 exons. NCBI's taxonomy places the organism in Eukaryota, Metazoa, Chordata, Aves, Passeriformes, Pipridae. Gene Ontology annotation, biological process: pyrimidine nucleotide-sugar transmembrane transport. The record is from RefSeq and is a predicted model, not a curated record.